Micropterus dolomieu (smallmouth bass) is the source of this 733-nucleotide messenger RNA. RefSeq names its product acylamino-acid-releasing enzyme-like. The record is from RefSeq and is a predicted model, not a curated record. Gene Ontology annotation, biological process: proteolysis. Lineage: Eukaryota; Metazoa; Chordata; Actinopteri; Centrarchiformes; Centrarchidae. Gene Ontology annotation, molecular function: serine-type endopeptidase activity. The transcript has 4 exons. The annotation marks the transcript as partial.
ACUGCACUGCGGACGGACAUCACCCUUGACCCCAAACGCUUGGCUGUGAUUGGUGGUUCUCACGGGGGCUUCCUAUCUUGUCAUCUGAUUGGUCAGUACCCAGAGUUCUACAGAGCGUGUGCGGCCAGGAACCCCGUCAUUAAUGCCGCUACUUUAUUGGGUACAAGUGACAUAGUAGACUGGCGUUACACCAGUGUGGGGUUUCAGUACUCAUAUGACCAGAUACCCACUGCUGAAGCCCUGGCUGCUAUGUUAGAGAAGUCCCCCAUCACACAUGCUGCUCAGGUCAAGGCUCCAGUGCUGCUGAUGCUGGGGGGCAAAGACAGGAGAGUGUCUCCUCACCAGGGUCUGGAGUUCUAUAAAGCACUGAAGAGCAGAGCUUUACCUGUCAGAUUGUUGUGGUUUCCAGAAGAUGGACAUUCUCUGUCCAGAGUGGACACACAGGCCGACUGUUUCCUCAACACAGUACUGUGGCUGCACCAGCAUCUCUGAACACGCGCACGCACACACACACACACACACACACACACACACACACACACACACACACACACACACACACACACACCAUGAUCAUCCACAUAAAAGAGGACAAAUUAUUUUACUAUCACAGCAGUUGACAAUCUUAAACACAUUUAUACCUUUUUAACGCAUUCUCUAUGUUACAGACUACCUAAUUUUGUAAAAGCAUUUCCAAAUCGAAGCAUGUAAUAAAGAAAUUCUCACAAACCUG